Messenger RNA from Penicillium maclennaniae, 3189 nucleotides. RefSeq names its product chitin synthase class II (gene chsB). Lineage: Eukaryota; Fungi; Ascomycota; Eurotiomycetes; Eurotiales; Aspergillaceae. Gene Ontology annotation, cellular component: cell periphery; cell septum. Gene Ontology annotation, molecular function: chitin synthase activity. Bases 1 to 3189 code for a protein of 1062 amino acids. The record is from RefSeq and is a predicted model, not a curated record. The transcript has 4 exons.
AUGAACCGUCAUCCACCCUCUAGCUACGGGGAUGAGCCCCCCGCCUACUUGGAUGAGACGUCUUCAUUCUUAUCCGACGCCGAAUCUCCUUCAGCGGUGUCUCGCAAUGGGCCGACCAUGCGCCUGUUGCCAACCACCGGCAACGAAAGCGAUCUAAGUGGUACCAGUGCUCCUUCAUCCUAUCAGCCAUCCUCCUACCAGCCAUCCUCAUAUCAACCAGACUAUGAUGAAACUACGCCGACCGGCCAGGCGCCUCGGUACGAUGAUCGAUUCUACCAAGUUCCCAGCGCGGUUUCUCCAACGCGCCCAUCUUCCAGUGUGGGAACUAUUCCUAACAUACCGCUUCCCGCUGGUAGUUUAGCGGACACAUCUGUUUACCCGUCUAUUCCUCCGCGUACGGGGUCUCCUACGCGUCCUUGGAGCCCCGGACACGUUCGCCCUCCGUCUGUGUCGAGUGUCGGUUAUGAACGAGCUGAUCUCAAUGGUAGUCCGCGACCGGGUACCCCUAGCUCACGAUAUGGCGGAAGUCCGCGACGACCGUUGCCUCCUGCUCCUCUUUUCUCAGGCCCUGCUCCUUCAAUGGGGGCCGAUACAAGCAUUGAUAUUGGAGACGGGGUCGUUGGCGAAGAUCCAUUCGGUGGUGGUGGCCAGACCAUCAACCACGGGUCUCGCGCCAGUGUCCGCUCAUUCAUGAGCGAGUCGACCAUCAUGGGUGACGAAAAAGAUGACAUGGCCAAGGUCAAUCUGGACGAGGAUGACGACGAAGCCAGCAUGAUUGACCCCAACCUUCACUACGGUCCCGCGCCUGACAAGCAGGGCCGCCGGGGCGUUCGCGACACCCAGAUGGUCAAGAAAGAAGUCCAGUUGAUCAAUGGCGAGCUUAUCCUCGAAUGCAAGAUCCCGACCAUUCUACACAGUUUCCUGCCGCGUCGUGAUGACCGCGAAUUCACCCAUAUGCGAUACACUGCCGUGACGUCUGACCCGGAUGAGUUCACCAACCGAGGAUACAAGCUUCGCCAGCAGAUUGGUAGUACGACACGCGAGACUGAACUGUUUGUCUGUAUCACGAUGUACAACGAAGACGAGAUCGGCUUCACCCUCCCGUACCUGGGCAAGGAUGGCUGGAAGAAAAUUGUUGUUUGCAUUAUUGCCGAUGGUCGUAAAAAGGUCCACCCGCGAACCCUGAAUGCUCUCGCGGCUUUGGGUGUUUAUCAAGAGGGCAUUGCCAAGAACAUUGUCAAUCAGAAGCCUGUCACUGCACACGUCUAUGAGUACACUACCCAGGUGUCGCUCGAUGCGGACCUCAAGUUCAAGGGCGCUGAGAAGGGCAUUGUGCCCUGCCAGGUCAUCUUCUGUUUGAAAGAGCAGAAUCAGAAGAAGCUCAACUCUCACCGUUGGUUCUUCAAUGCCUUUGGUCGCGCCCUACAGCCCAACAUUUGCAUUUUGCUUGAUGUUGGUACCAAACCCGAGCCAGAUGCUUUGUACCACCUGUGGAAGGCAUUCGACCAGGACUCCAACGUUGCUGGUGCAGCCGGUGAGAUUAAGGCUGGAAAAGGAAAGCACUGGCUUGGUCUAUUCAACCCGCUUGUUGCCAGUCAGAACUUUGAGUACAAGAUGUCUAAUAUUCUUGACAAACCCUUGGAAUCGGUCUUUGGUUACAUUACUGUGUUGCCUGGUGCUCUCAGUGCUUACCGUUUCUUCGCAUUGCAGAACGAUGCCGAUGGUCACGGCCCACUCAAUCAGUACUUCAAGGGUGAGACUUUGCAUGGCCAGGAUGCCGAUGUCUUCACUGCCAACAUGUACUUGGCUGAAGAUCGUAUUCUUUGCUGGGAGUUGGUUGCUAAACGAGAAGAAAGAUGGGUUUUGAAAUUCGUCAAGAGCGCGGUUGGAGAGACCGACGUGCCUGACACUGUGCCCGAGUUUAUUUCGCAACGUCGUCGUUGGCUGAACGGCGCCUUCUUCGCUGCCGUGUACUCCAUGUUCAACGCCAAACAGAUUUGGAAGACAGACCACACUUUCGCUCGCAAGGUUCUCUUGCAUAUUGAGUUCGUGUACCAGACCCUCAACCUGCUGUUCACUUAUUUCGGUCUCGCCAACUUCUACCUCGCUUUCUACUUCAUUGCUGGUUCACUCACCGACAAAAAGCUUGAUCCCUUCGGCCACAACAUGGGCAAGUACAUCUUCAUCGUCCUCCGUUAUGCCAUAGUCUUGGUUAUGUGUUUGCAAUUUGUCAUCUCCCUCGGUAACCGGCCUCAAGGUGCCAAAAACCUCUACCUGGCUGGCAUCAUAAUCUACGCCAUCGUCAUGUUCUACACAGUUUUCUGUGCCCUUUACCUCGUGGUGAUAGAACUCUUAUCUCGCGCCGGCGUAGGCGACUACAGUCUUGACGUCUCCAGCUCUCUAUUGAUGAACAUUGUCCUGUCCAUGUUGUCAACAGUUGGCCUCUACUUCUACACCUCCUUCCUCUACCUCGAUCCCUGGCAUAUGUUUACCUCAUCCAUCCAAUAUUUCCUCCUCAUGCCAUCCUAUAUCUGCAUCCUCCAAGUCUACGCUUUCUGCAACCUCCACGACGUAACCUGGGGCACAAAGGGAGACAACGUCCUACACACAGAUCUCGGCACCGCCAAAGUCAUCAAUGGCACGACCGUCCUCAUGGAAAUGCCCUCCGAACAACUCGACAUCGACUCAGGCUACGACGCCGCCCUCCGCAACCUCCGUGAUCGCCUCGAGGUCCCUGAACCUCCUGUCGCCGAAUCGCAGUUGCAGGAAGACUACUACCGCGCCGUGCGCACGUACAUGGUUUCCAUCUGGAUGGUCGCAAAUGUAAUUCUCGGCAUGGCCGUUUCAGAAGUCUACGGCAUCGAUGCAGGUGGUACGAAUAUCUACCUCGCUAUCAUCCUCUGGUCUGUUGCUGUCCUUGCUGCUGUUCGUGCAAUUGGAUCCACGACAUAUGCUAUCCUGAAUUUGAUUCACAAGAUUGUUGAAGGCAAGACCAAGUUCGACGCGGGCAAUAUGACGAACUUUGCGCCUUCAUCUUUCGGUGGAAGUUCCACAGGUACUUCGUCCGAAUCAGGUGGCUCUUCAAAGCCAAUUCGGUAUUCCGGAAAACCUUCCUUCAAGGAUCGUAUUGCUGAGACGAAAUGGGCUGCCAGUAGGACUAUGGGGAAGGCUAUGUUUUGGCGCAAAUAA